This is a messenger RNA of Nematolebias whitei (Rio pearlfish), 1143 nucleotides long. RefSeq names its product cyclin-dependent kinase-like 1 (CDC2-related kinase) (gene cdkl1). Gene Ontology annotation, molecular function: cyclin-dependent protein serine/threonine kinase activity; ATP binding. NCBI's taxonomy places the organism in Eukaryota, Metazoa, Chordata, Actinopteri, Cyprinodontiformes, Rivulidae. The record is from RefSeq and is a predicted model, not a curated record. The transcript has 10 exons. Gene Ontology annotation, biological process: protein phosphorylation. The coding region runs from base 81 to 1136 and encodes 351 amino acids. Gene Ontology annotation, cellular component: nucleus.
GUGAAGCUCGCUGCAGCUGUGAGCAGAAGAUCUGCGUCUGCAGGAGGACGAGGAGCUGGAUCAGAACAUCUGCAAACCAGAUGGAGAAGUACGAGAAGAUCGGGAAGAUCGGCGAGGGCUCCUACGGCGUCGUCUUCAAGUGCAGGAACAGAGACACGGGACAGAUCGUGGCCAUCAAGAAGUUCGUGGAGUCCGACGACGACCCCAUCAUCAAAAAGAUCGCGCUGAGGGAGAUCAGGAUGCUGAAGCAACUGAAACACGCCAACCUGGUGAAUCUGAUGGAGGUGUUUCGCCGUAAACGGAAGCUUCACCUGGUGUUCGAGUACUGCGACCACACGGUGCUCAACGAGCUGGACCGCCAUCCCAGAGGCGUCCCGGAGCAUCUCGUCAGGAGUAUAACCUGGCAGACCGUCCAAGCCGUCAACUUCUGUCACAGACAAAACUGUAUCCACAGAGACGUGAAGCCGGAGAACAUUCUCAUCACCAAACAUCAAGUCGUGAAACUCUGCGACUUCGGCUUCGCCAGGAUCCUCACGGGCCCGGCUGACUACUACACGGACUACGUGGCGACUCGCUGGUAUCGGGCCCCCGAGCUGUUGGUGGGGGACACGCAGUACGGCCCCCCCGUUGACGUGUGGGCCAUCGGAUGCGUGUUCGCCGAGCUGCUGUCCGGAGUUCCUCUGUGGCCCGGGAAGUCCGACAUGGACCAACUGUACCUGAUCAAAAAGACUCUUGGAGAGCUGAUCCCUCGACACCAGCAGGUCUUCAGCAACAACCAGUUCUUCUGUGGAGUCUCCAUCCCAGAGCCACAGGAGAAGGAACCUUUGGAGCAAAAAUAUCCAAACGUGUCGCAUCAAGCUGUGGGUCUGAUGAAGAGCUGUCUGAGGAUGGACCCGGCUGAGCGGCUGAGCUGCGAGCAGCUCCUCCAGCACCCCUACUUCGACAGCAUGAGAGGACGCAGCGAGAGCUCGUCUCGGGAGCGGAGCCGGAACGUCGACAGGAGGACUCUGUUACCUCGCAGACAGCUGCCCCCGGGGUAUUUGCCACAGCUGACGGGCAGCAGCAUCUUCCCAGCUCCGGACAAUAAAAAGUACAACAACCUGCGCAGGUUCAACUACCACCUCCCCAACAUCUAAACGUCUC